GUGGCUGCGGCUGGCGAGGCAGGCCGAGCCGUUCUUUUACUCCAUCCCCCUACCAGUCUGAGGGCAUCCCCAGUUCCGCACCCGACAUGGCGGGCGGGCGCCGCGGCCCGGUGGCGUUGGCGAUCCUGGCUGCCUGGCUCGCCGCGGCGACCAAGGGCCAGGAGCAGGCCGCAUUGCCGGCGGAGCAGAGCCGGGUCCAGCCCAUGACCGCCUCCAACUGGACGCUGGUGAUGGAGGGCGAGUGGAUGCUGAAAUUUUAUGCCCCAUGGUGCCCGUCCUGCCAGCAGACCGAUUCGGAAUGGGAGACAUUUGCCAGGAAUGGAGAAAACCUUCAGAUCAGUGUGGGGAAAGUAGACGUCAUUCAAGAACCAGGUUUGAGUGGCCGUUUCUUUGUGACUACUCUCCCAGCCUUUUUCCAUGCAAAGGAUGGGAUAUUUCGACGUUACCGUGGCCCAGGAAUCUUUGAAGACCUACAGAAUUACAUCUUAGAGAAGAAAUGGCAAUCAGUUGAGCCUCUGACUGGUUGGAAAUCCCCAGCUUCUCUAACUAUGUCUGGAAUGGCUGGUCUUUUUAGCAUCUCUGGCAAGAUUUGGCAUCUUCACAACUAUUUCACAGUGACCCUGGGAGUUCCUGCUUGGUGUUCUUAUGUCUUUUUCGUCAUUGCCACUUUGGUGUUUGGUCUUUUCAUGGGUCUGAUCCUGGUAAUAAUAUCAGAGUGUCUCUAUGUGCCACUUCCAAGGAAUUCACCUGAACGUUCUGAACAGGAUCAGAGGUCACAGGAGGCUCAGGGGGUUGAACAGCUGCAGGAUGCAGAAGAGGAUAAAGAUGACUCGAAUGAAGAAGAAAACAAGGAUAGCCUUGGGGAUGAAGAGGAAGAGAAAGAAGACCUUGGAGAUGAGGAUGAGGAUGAGGAGGAAGAGGACAACCCAGCUGGUGGUGUGGAUGAGGAGAAGGGAGAUCCCAGUGACCAGGGUCCCCUGAAGGAGGGCAAUGUGGCUGAGAAAGAGGGUGAACCUGACAAACCUGGUGAGCAGCACCGUCCUGUGGACAUGGAGCUGCCGGAGGACUCGCUGAGGCAGCGCAAGAGCCAGCUUACUAAGAAGGGACCAUAGGGUUAACGGCACUCUUUCCAGGGAUCCAGACCAAAAGAAUAUUUCAGCUUCCCUCUGGGUCUUCAGUUUAAACCAAAUCCUUAACUUUUCCUGAGUCAGCAAGCCUCUCUCUGAUGAUCUCAAGUCAUAUUGGAUGCAUUGGCUGUAAGCCUGUUUAAGAAUCAAGUGUGACAAUCUAGAGACAGAAACCAACCUGCUUUUAGAAAUAUAGUUGGGCACAUAGGAUGGGAUCAAGUUCAUUUAUUGGAGCUACAGAGUCAUCCAGAGAAGCUACCCACUGCCCUCAUUAGCACCUUCUAGAGAUAAGGCUGCAGGCCCCAUAAAAUGAAAGAAAAGCUCUCUCUUCUCAGCAUACCCUGUUUCACUUCCUUUUCCCAUAUUAUAUCUUCAUUUUUUGUCACUAUGAGAAGCACACAAACACAUUUUUAGGAACAAAAAUUGAGAGGGUCUGGGAUAUAAUUUACCAAGAAACUUACUAGAGGGUUGAGAAGUCAUUUCAGCCCUCUAACUCUCCUUGAUUGUUUACUUCUUGCCUUUAGUUUACCCAGCUUUUCUGCCAUAGACCCGCACAUACUCUACCCUUCACCCUUCAUCCUGAGCACUGAGCAGCCAGGUCUCCACCCACCACACGUUUUCACUUAAAGGUCUAGAGAAUCAGUCACUACAGCCUGUAAGAAUGUGACUGUCAGUCAAGCUUCUUGAAUGGCAAGUUGUAAUCUUUGGAAAUUUGGAAAAGCAAGUAGGGAUUUUAUACAACAGAUUUUAAAAAGUCAUUUUUGUCCAACAUGUAAUAUGUCCUUUUUUUUCUUUUCCUUUCUUUCUUUCUUCCUUUCUUUUUUUUUCUUUUUCUUAAAGCCGGAAGUGCUCUAAAUCUUGCGCUAGUACAAAGUAGUCUUGUGCAAAAAUCUUGAAUGCUAUGUUGUUUUGUUUCCAUCUCUCGGCUUCUCUGGCUCUUGAAUGACUUCAAUAACAACUGCAAAACCAUUUCUGAUUGUCUUUCCAUGAUGUGUUAUUUGUGAAGAAAUUAAUGAAAGGAGGUUAAAGAUUUGAUUUUGUUUCCAUCUUCUUGAGAAUCAUAUCUUUAUAAAUCUCUCACUGUUCAAUCUCCUCUAAAUUCCCAGGGAGCCCAGUUUCUUUAAAAUAUCGAUCUAUCUUCUCUCUUACCUGAUUUAUGUGUUAGAAUAAAAUCAUAAAAUUAGAUUCCAGGCAUAUGAAAGAUGCUUAACGUCAAUCUUAGGCCUCUGAGUUCCAGACAGAAUGAGUAAAGGUUUAUGAAGUUCAGGAAGUUUCUAUCUUCUUUAUAAAGGAAUGUAUAAUGUUUAGAUAACCCUUUCCCUACACUAACGAAGCAUGGAACUUAGUGGUGGGGAAAUUCUAACACCCUUCCCUCCCAUACUUGAAUAAGGCUGCUGUAAGCCUUGCACAAAGGAGGAUUUUAGUCUGAUAGUCCAUCUUGAGAAGAGGUUGUUUUUCAUCUUUCCAGAUAGUUAACCAGCAGUCUUCUCCUGGUGUAUGGUGGUUUGUUAAGAGUUGUCAAUAAUUGUGUUCUUCAGACAGCAGUGCAGCCUCAAAUCUGAGCACAUGGAUGGAUGGAAAAAUCCUUAACUUGUGCUUAUACCCUACCCUUGCUGCCAUGUUUCUGCCCCUCUGAUUAAUGCCAUGGUUCAGAGGGGGCCACCUCUACCUUCCUGAUCCAAGAAACUCUACUGGCUCAGACUGAGUUAUUUCUGCCUUCUUGUCACUGAGUCUCCUUCUCUUAAAAUCAAUGAAACAAAGUUUUCAAAGGAUAGUAAAUUCAAGUUCAUAGUUUUGGAGUAACAAAAGUUUCAUAGUUUGGCUUUUCUUUAUAAUACACCUCCUUCAGGUUGAAAUAUUUAUUUUUCUCCGUGCUAUAUUUGACUACAGGGGAAGGCAUAAGGAAAUUAUUCAACCCUGGCUUUUAUAAAUACAAAGGCAGUUUCCAAUUGGACCCCAUUGGUACCUAAUUGUAUAAUAAGAAAACAUUAGUUUUCUCAGCAAUACUUAAAAAUAAUUAAAUAUGGUUCAAAAAUUAUCUUGGAGAAGAGCGUUCGGUAAAAUUGUAGCAAUCAUUUUUACUGAUUUCCUCUGUUUUAGCAUUCUAAUAAAAGGUUUCUAAUAUUAAAAGGCCAGAUACAUGUACAUUUAAUUUCUGUUCUUGAAACCUCUAAGUUUAUUUUCAAUAGUUAAUUCACAUUAAAUGGAAGGAAAAGUCAACCUACAAUAAUUUAAAUUUAAACAUACAUUAGCAUCUAUAAGACUAAAUGGACUUUUUUCUGUAGAUAAUGUAUUUAAUCUAGAAGUGAUGUGCUGAGAAUCAUGAUUUUAAAAACAAACAAGCACGUAUUCCUCCAUUGAGGUAUCAGAUAUUUAAUUACAGAUGUUAUUUUAUAUACAUUAAAAUUAGGUGAAAAAGAGAUUAUGGAAUAGAGGUGCCCAGCAUUUUAUGUGUAGGUAAUUGAAAUAAGGUGCCUUCUGAUUGAUUAGAAGGAAUAACGGGAACUUCUAGUUAUCUUUAUGUUGAUUUCUUUAUUAUACAUUCUAUGUUUGGUCUGCUGAACCAAGCCAACUUGAUUAGAAAUCUUGUAAUGAAAUAACACACAUGCAUUUUCCCUUUGAAGUAUAAUCACUGAAUAGGGAGCAAUAGGACCUAUUCAAUUCACAUGCCAUUCACAUUUCUUGCACAUAGCUUCACCUUGAGCGUAGGAUGCCUGUCAGUUAGCUAAAUAUUCUAGUAUAAAGUUAACAGACUUCAGCCAGGUUGGCUUUUGACAGUUGAGAAAGGCACACUUUGAAAUUUUAUGGCCAAACACCUUGUUGGUAAUCUAUGAUGUUGCAAAGUAUCUUAGGUGUUUAUAUGUCAGCAGAACUGUGUCCUGUAACACCUUAGGGUAGAGGAUAGAAAUUAGUUAAGGAAUAGUUACCAUAUGACUUUUUAUUAGCAAAUGCUUUAGGAAUGAAGCUAGCUUGUUGCUUUGUAGGAUAGGAAGCAUUAAAGAGUCUAAAAGAAAAUGGAAAGACUGAAAAGAAAGGUAACCUGAAAUCUUAGCAUGAAAACUUUGACGUGAAGCUAAACAAAGAAGGGAGAACUGCUGCUAUUGGUAAUAUGCGUCAGAAGGCUUUCUGUCAUUCAUCUCAAUGUCCCAGCCUUAUUUCUGCAGAUAUUAAUCAGGGAUGGUGGCCCAUCCUAUCAAGUAUUCCAAUGGUUUAGAAAGUAUUCAUGUAAAUCUUUUGUGCCAACAAGGAAGUUCUUUCAGUGAGGUGUCUUACACCUUGAUCCUCUUGAAACAAUUCUAGCUGGCCUUGCAGAAUCCAGGUAUGAAGUCCUCGAUCUGAUUGCACCUGUUGGGGCAGUUCUGUGGAUAGCUUUCCAAAACCAGGAGGUACAAUUGCAACUGAAGGGUCUUUAAAACUCUCAGCCCAUUUGUGGCCUUUAGAUGGUUAUUCUCAGUGGAGUUUUAUGUAGACUGUGCUGCUGUAAAUAUGUGUGUGACUCCUAUGUUUUUAUCAUUUUUCCAAGGCCUUUUAAUUGUAUGCAUUACUAGACAGCUUUGUGGAUAUGCAGUUUUUAUACUAAAGACACUGGUUGGUUGUACUGCAACAUUAUGAGUUUGUCCUUUAUAUCCCUUGUAAAUGUCUUGUUUAUUAACUCUGAUGUAUUUAUUUUUCUCUUUAUUGAUGUGUUCCUUGCUUCUUUGAAUAGAUAUGUAGCCAUUAAAGUGAGAAAUUGAGUCAUUGUUAUCUGAUCAUAGAAUUGUACAUAAUCCUGUAUCUUAUAUGAUUUCCCUUUACUGUAAAUUUCUGUUUGCACCAAAACAGAACAAUAGUUAUGACUAAGUAAAAACAAAAUGAUGUAUUGCUUUUCAUAUAAAUAUUUUCACAAAAAC
Messenger RNA from Perognathus longimembris pacificus (Pacific pocket mouse), 5017 nucleotides. RefSeq names its product thioredoxin related transmembrane protein 4 (gene Tmx4). The transcript has 8 exons. NCBI's taxonomy places the organism in Eukaryota, Metazoa, Chordata, Mammalia, Rodentia, Heteromyidae. The record is from RefSeq and is a predicted model, not a curated record. Bases 87 to 1112 code for a protein of 341 amino acids.